AUGUCUCUGAACGAAGUCUGGGAGGCAGCCUCCACAACUCCUUUUAUCCCGCUUGUUGGCAAGGACGCCCAAUUCUCUGUCGGCUUCAACUUGCUCCUCCUCGCACUGGUGACCGCAACUCUCUUCGGACUGAGUAAACCGAUCUCUACUCGCCAUCGCAUCCUUGGGUGUACCGGCCGCUCUGGCAUUCGGGUUAGUAGUCUGCUGCACCUUGAUUCUCGACAAACAAUUUACUGA
Messenger RNA from Penicillium salamii, 237 nucleotides. NCBI's taxonomy places the organism in Eukaryota, Fungi, Ascomycota, Eurotiomycetes, Eurotiales, Aspergillaceae. The record is from the annotation of a GenBank genome assembly.